This is a messenger RNA of Maniola jurtina (meadow brown), 941 nucleotides long. RefSeq lists its product as uncharacterized. The transcript is spliced from 2 exons. The record is from RefSeq and is a predicted model, not a curated record. NCBI's taxonomy places the organism in Eukaryota, Metazoa, Arthropoda, Insecta, Lepidoptera, Nymphalidae. The coding region runs from base 150 to 737 and encodes 195 amino acids.
CAGCUAACUGAGUAUCUGGUACCUUUAAUCAUAAAAUGGAAAUGAUUUUCCGAGAAAUCUUGAUAGCGCGAGCCGUAGCGAAAUCAAUUAACCAUACCAAUACCUAGGUAGGUGCCUAGUGCCUACCUUACGUUGAUCAAUAUUUCGCUAUGCUUGUUUAUUAUAUUUGCUUAUACUUCCUUACUAAGCUCAAUCCAACAAUGAGUCAAUUCAACGAGCACAUAGAUUUGCAAAAAGUAGCCGAAAUAAUGUUCAAAAAUGAAAAAUAUAACGUCCUAAAACCAACCAUACACAUCAUCAAAGACCAUUUUGUGGAAUUCAUACAAAAAAGACAUAAUAUAGAUACUUCUGAACGCAUGUUUCUCGACAGAAACGGACUUCGACACAUUUGGAAGGGACUGGAAAUUCCAAGACUAAAAAAUUUAAGAAAAGCUGAUGUUACACACAGAGCAAUCGAUGAUAAGAACGCAAAUAAUAAUAUUACUGCUGCUAUUGAUACAGAUAUCAAAAAAAGUAAUAAAAAAGAUAAUAGACAUAGAAAAGGUAAUAAAAGAGCGAGAAAAACAACUACCACAGCAGUCCCAGAACCAAUAAGACCGAGCUUAAGGGACGAUGAAGUAGUGGUAAAGACAACAUUCUUCUGUCCGUUCUUUGGUGUUGUUCGGAUGUCUACACGCGUUCACAAGUUUGAAGAAAAUGAAAAUAUUACAAGGCGGUUCAAUACUAUCAAUGACUGAGCUAAACAAGCAAUAAACUAAAAAUCUAUAAGUAAAAGACAAUCCACAUAGGCAUAGAUUUAAUGCAUAUUUAGAUCUUAUUCCAUACAGAUCUUCUGAAACACGCUGUAUUCAAUGUACAUACUUAUUAUUCUUUAUAUACUUUGGAAUAAUCCUGCAAAGAAAGAAAAGUUAAUCAAUAAAGACCUUAUAAUUAUUUGACAA